Messenger RNA from Prorocentrum cordatum, 1485 nucleotides. Lineage: Eukaryota; Dinophyceae; Prorocentrales; Prorocentraceae. The record is from the annotation of a GenBank genome assembly.
CCGUCGAAAUGCACGAGGGUGACCACGGAUGAUAUUACCGACGAGAUGAUGGACGAGUUGGGAUACAUCGUGAAGCGCAGCUUCAAGUACAAGGUGACGAAUUGGCACCCGUACUUCGUCAUCGGAGGCUUGGCGAUCGCCAUCACGCUUGGCACACAGGAGCUCCAGCCCGAGGUCGCCCUGCUCGGCGCGGUCGCCAUAUUCGCCGCGGCGGGGGUCGUCAGCAUCAAGCAGGCCAUCGCAAGCUUCGCAAGCACGAGCGUCAUCGCCUUCGCGCUGCUGCUUCCCGUGGCAAAGGCCAUGGAGGAGACAGGCCUGCUGGACCGGGCAGUCUUGGUGAUGCUCGGGCAGCCCGACAGCUUCCCCGUCGCCCUCGUGCGGAUGAUGUUGCCCGUGGCGUUUCUCUCCGCUUGCUUGAGCAACACCGCGAUCAUAGCCAUGCUGGUUCCAGAGAUCAUCAGCUGGGAAGUGUACGAGGUGAAUUUCUUCUCGACGACACCGGCGGCCGCGUGGCUGAUGUUGGUGACAACGAUUGCCGUCCUGGCCCUGGCACCGACCAGCACCGUGUUCGUGGUGCAGCAAAACGGCGCGCAGGAAGGCGCAGAGGUGGACUGCGUGCUCUGCACCCUCAAGAAGUUGCCCGGCGUGCCCAGCGUGUGUUUGAAGGAGGAGGCGGGGUGCCCAGCCAAGUUGCACGGCGGGGCGCUCCUGCGCUGCGAGGCGACCGCGGCGGGCGUCGUGGCCCCGCGCCAGGUCCGGGGCUUCGAGCCCCGGGCGCAGCCGCAGCUGUCGCUGCCAGCUCGCGAGCGGGAGCUGCGCAACGGCUUCGGCUGCGCCCUCGUCGCCUCGCGCCGCCCGGUCUCGAGGGAGAUCCCUUGGGAGCGGGACGAGGGUAAGGUUCCCAGCUUCCGCCCAAGCGACGUGGUGCUCAUAGAGGCCGACCAUCGUUAUCUCAAAGAGUUCCCUGAGCGCUGGUUCUCUGCAUUCUCGGUGGCCUCCCAGAUCAAAGUGGCCGAGCUCAGCUACGGGUGUGGCAUUUUCCUGCUCCUGCUGCUCGCAAUCAGGGCCAUUACUCUACCAGAGCUGCACUCAUCCAGCGAGGGGUCCGUGAUUUUCACGACCGUCGGCGCGACUGGCAUAUCGAACGCGAUGAAGAGCACUGGAGUCGCCAACUUGAUUGCCGACGUUAUGAUGAGUGGGUUCCAGCAGCUUGGCUUCUUCGGCCUCUGCGCCUCCGUCUGCAUCGUUUCGGGUUCCCUCAGCAUGUGGAUUAGCAACUCGGCCAAUGUUUCAAUCGUUGGGAGCUUGAUCGUUUCCAUGGUCUCCAACCUGCAGACGGAGGGGGCAGACAACAUUCUUGCACUCGCUGCCGCUUUCACAUGGAUCCUCAUCUGUGUAGCAGGGUCCUGCUUCACCACUCCCCUGGGCUACCAGACGAAGGUCAUUGUGAUGCCCGACGGCAAGUACACGUUCUCUGAUUUCGUU